This is a messenger RNA of Lodderomyces beijingensis, 2316 nucleotides long. The record is from the annotation of a GenBank genome assembly. NCBI's taxonomy places the organism in Eukaryota, Fungi, Ascomycota, Pichiomycetes, Serinales, Debaryomycetaceae.
AUGGCUUCGACGUUGCCCGCAUUCACCGAUCUCAAUGCCACUUGGACUUUUAUUCAACCGGGGUUGGAAUUCAUCCUUGGAGCGCAGAAUGAGCAAGGGGUCACGUCGACGAUGUACAUGAACUGCUACACGGCAGUGUACAACUACUGCGUCAACAAGUCGAGACGCGGCUCGAACCCAGCGUCGUUGGCGGCCAACACUGAAAACAACUCGUAUUCGUUAGCUGGUGCCGAGAUUUAUAGCAAGUUGGAAACUUAUCUAGUCCAGUUUAUCCGCAAUUUGAAGAAAAACCCCACCGAGACGUUUUUGGAGUUUUACGUGAGGAAGUGGACCAGGUUCACCAUUGGCGCCGUCUACAUGAACAACGUGUUUGAUUACAUGAAUAGGUACUGGGUGCAGAAGGAGCGAUCCGAUGGACGAAAGGACAUUUUCGACGUGAAUACCUUGUCGUUGAUCAAGUGGAAGCACGAGAUGUUCCAGUUGAAUGCCGAUGUCUUGAUUGACCAAGUGUUGGAGUUGAUUGAAAAACAGAGGAACCAUUUGAUUGUCGACACCAAUCUCAUCUCCACCGCGAUCAAGUCGUUGGUGUUUUUAAGUAUCGAUAUCCAGGACUUGAAAAAACCCAAUUUGAUCAUCUAUGUCAAUGCAUUUGAAAAACCGUUUUUGGAAGCAACGUUGCGGUAUUAUUUGAAAGAGAGCUCGCAGUACUUGGCUCAUCAUAACGUGGUGGACUACAUGAAGAAAUGCGAGACGAGAUUAACUGAAGAGAUAUCACGGUCCAACACUUACCUUGAAGACCACUCCAAGAAGCAGUUUGUUGAUAUUCUCAACCAGGCCAUGAUUGAGAACCAUGCCCAGGAGAUGUAUGGCCAGUUUAUCAUUUUACUAGAGCAAAAGCAAAUCGAGCACAUCCAGCGAAUGUACAAGCUUCUUUCGCGAGUGCCAAAGACUCUUGACCCCAUGGCUUCUGCAUUGGAAGAAUAUAUCAAAAAGGAGGCCAACAUUGCAUUAGAAGAGAUUAAAAACCAAAACGAGGCCGAGAUUAAAGAGGGCAAGCGCAAGCCCGGGUCCGGAAUCGAGCCCAAAGUUUAUGUCAAUACGCUUAUUGCCAUUUACAACCAGUUUAAUGAGGUUGUCAUUGAGGCGUUCAAUAAAGACACCAAGUUCAUUAGGUCCUUGGAUAAUGCGUGUCGUCAUUUCGUCAACAAUAACGUCAUUGCUGUGCCUAGACCUCGAGCUCAGAGCAAGACGCCCGAGUUGCUAGCGAAAUAUGCCGAUGGCUUUCUCAAGAAUAGUGCCAAGGAUGCAGACAUUGUUGAUAUGAAUGCAGACAACUUGAUGAUUGUGUUCAAGUUUCUCAAUGACAAGGACACGUUUGAAGAGCACUAUAGGCGAUCAUUGGCCAAGAGGUUGAUCAAUGGCACUUGCAAAUCGGACGAGUUGGAAGAAAGUGUGUUGCAUAGGUUGCAAGAGGAGAACUCGAUCGAGUUCACUUCAAAGAUGACCAAGAUGUUUUCCGAUAUGAAGGCUUCCGAGGAUUUGAAGCUCAAGGUCAAGGAGAGACUGAAUGGGGAAAAUAACGCCGUCAUUAAGGAUUUCAAUCCCUUGAUUCUUGCCCAGAGCAUGUGGCCCUUCCGCCACGUUGCCGAGUACGACUUGAAAGUGGCGCCCGAGUUGGCAGCCCCGUUUGCCCACUUGCAGGAGGUUUACUCCGAGCAACAUAAUGGCCGACAAUUGCAGUGGCUUUGGAACCAUGGACGAGCCGAAUUGAAGGCAAACUUGUCGAGAAAGGGCAAACCGCCAUUUUCAUUCACCGUUUCCAAUGUCCAGCUAAUGAUCCUCGUGGCGUUCAACGCCAAAAAUAGUUAUACAUUCAAGGAGUUGCAUGAGAAGGUGGGCACCAAGAAGGAAACGUUUGAAGCCCACUUGGCUCCCUUUACCAAGUACAAGUUAAUGGAUCAGUCGACAGAGGAAAUUAACGAUGAGACUGUUUUCACGUUGGUGGACGAAUACAAGUCGAAAAAAUUAAAAGUCAAUUUCAUAAGUGCCAUUAAAACGAAUGAAACGAAGCAAGAAGAAGACGAGGCCAGUAAGGAAAUCGACGAGGCUAGAAAAACCUAUUUGCAAGCUUGUAUUGUUAGGAUUAUGAAACUGAGGAAGCAAAUGAAGAACAACGAUUUGAUCAACGAAGUCUUGCCGCAAACCUCGUCUCGAUUCAAAGCCAAGAUUCUUGAUGUUAAACGAGUGAUUGACGUGUUGAUUGAAAAGGAGUACUUGAAGAGGUUAGAUAAUAAUACUUUUGAGUAUAUAAGCUGA